ACAAUCAAAACGAACUUCUCGAAGUUCUUAUCAAAACUACUCUUGCCAUGAUUAUUGAAAUCAAUCUCACUUUCGAAGUAGAGAUAAUUACAGAAAUAGAAGUUAGUCACAAGACAGAAACCACUACAGAUUUGACCAAGCCCCUUCCCAAGAACGUAGUAGAGAAAGAUCUUACAGACCUUCCAACUGAUCACUCUUACCCUAUUAUCACAAU
Molecule: messenger RNA, 214 nt
Organism: Cetraspora pellucida
Lineage: Eukaryota; Fungi; Glomeromycota; Glomeromycetes; Diversisporales; Gigasporaceae
Source: the annotation of a GenBank genome assembly